AUUGUGAACUCACAUUCUCGAACGCACCCCGAGUGUUUUGGAGCGAGCGAGCGUGCUGCGGGAGCGGCGCCGGCAAGGGUUUCUGUUGUUUUCAAGAUCUGUAUAUUCUUUGCGGUCCAGGAAGUAAUAAUCCUAAUUUGUUCUAAAAAGUUUAAUUGAAAGCAACGCCUCAUCAUGUCGCUGUGUUGCGCCAUUUCCAAUGAGGUGCCCGAACACCCUGUGCUUUCGCCUGUGUCUGGGUCCAUUUUUGAGAGGCGGCUUAUUGAGAAAUAUUUAAUUGAAAAUGGCGUUGAUCCAAUUAACGGAAAGGAAUUGUCUGCAGAUAUGUUAAUUGAAAUUAAGACCUCUGCUGUUAUUAAACCAAAACCACCAUCAGCUACAAGUAUACCUGCCAUACUGAAAACUUUACAAGACGAGUGGGAUGCCGUAAUGCUUCACAGCUUCACCCAAAGACAGCAACUUCAGACUGCCCGCCAAGAGCUCAGUCACGCCCUUUACCAGCAUGACGCUGCUUGCCGAGUUAUUGCUCGUCUGCAGAAAGAGGUCAUGGCUGCCCGUGAAGCUUUGGCUACUCUCAAACCCCAAGCUGGUGCCAUGGCAGCUCCAGCUGGUGUUCAACAGCCGGCGGUUGCUGCUGAGGCUACUGGAGUGGCUGUCCAGCCUGCAGAACAAGCUGGUAUGACAGCGGAAGUUAUUCAGAAGCUGCAAGAAAAAGCAACUGUCCUUACUCAAGAGCGAAAGAAGCGGGGCCGUACUGUUCCAGAAGAUCUCAUUGGAGUGGAUGCAAUUAGAGGAUUCCAUACAAUUUCAUCUCAUCCUGGUCUACACAGUGCCAGUGUUCCUGGUAUUUUAUCACUUGAUGUACACAGUUCAGACACCAGCAAAAUUUUGACUGGAGGAAACGAUCGCAAUGCAACUGUCUUCAACAAAGAUACUGAACAAGUUGUUGCCAUUUUGAAGGGCCACACCAAGAAAGUCACCAGAGUCAUUUAUCACCCUGACGAGGAUAUUGUUUUGACUGCCUCCCCUGAUGCAACAAUUCGAGUGUGGAAUGUUCCUGUAUCUCAAACAACUCAGCUCUUGCGUGUUCAUGAUGGCCCUGUCACUGGAUUAUCUCUUCACCCCACUGGCGACUAUGUACUGUCUACAUCAACUGAUCAACAUUGGGCCUUCUCUGACAUCAGAUCAGGAAGACUGCUUACAAAAGUUAUUGACCAAGCUUCUACAGGACUUACCACUGCCCAAUUCCAUCCUGACGGUUUGAUCUUCGGAACGGGUACUGCAGACUCGCAAGUGAAGAUUUGGGAUCUGAAAGAACAAUCUAAUGUCGCCAACUUUGCUGGUCAUUCUGGUCCUAUCACAGCCAUUUCGUUUUCUGAAAAUGGUUAUUACCUUGCCACUGCCGCUGACGAUGCCUGUGUCAAACUAUGGGAUUUACGGAAACUCAAAAACUUCAAAACCUUACAACUGGAUGAUAACUUUGAAAUUAAGGACUUGUGCUUUGAUCAAAGCGGUACUUACCUUGCUCUUGCUGGCACAGAUGUCAGAGUGUACCUAUGCAAACAGUGGCAGGAACUUAAAGUAUUUAAUGACCACACUGCUAUGGCAACUGGUGUACGGUUUGGAAGAAAUGCCCAGUAUAUUGCCUCAACCAGUAUGGACAGAACAUUGAAGAUAUAUGCUCUUUAAUUUUGUGUAAAUAUGUCUUAAGUUAUAAGUUUUGUAUAUACAUAUUCUGGAAAUGAAUUUUGAGUCAAUGCCAGCUUUUGCUUUUAAUUUAGGUUAUCAAAAUUUUUGUAAUGACAGUUUUGUUGCACCUUUAAAGAAAUAUUCUUAUAACUUGUUAUUGGAGUAGUUUUUACUAGUGACACUUUACUGAUGGUAUAAUUAAUUAAAUUUCACUACUCUAAAGAUCAUUGAUUUGAGGUAUGCAAUGAAUCAGUGUCACCAAGUCCUAAUCAUGGAAUCAGCAAUUACCUAGUUAAAAUUUUGUGACCUAGAUAGCUAGCAGUGUAUUAUGUGAGAAAAUGAGUAAACAAUCACAAAUAGGAGAGGA
Frankliniella occidentalis (western flower thrips) is the source of this 2056-nucleotide messenger RNA. It is a transcript of the gene Prp19, whose product is annotated as pre-mRNA-processing factor 19. The transcript has 9 exons. The record is from RefSeq and is a predicted model, not a curated record. NCBI's taxonomy places the organism in Eukaryota, Metazoa, Arthropoda, Insecta, Thysanoptera, Thripidae. Gene Ontology annotation, biological process: DNA repair; mRNA splicing, via spliceosome; protein ubiquitination. Bases 175 to 1689 code for a protein of 504 amino acids. Gene Ontology annotation, molecular function: ubiquitin protein ligase activity; protein binding. Gene Ontology annotation, cellular component: cytoplasm; Prp19 complex; U2-type catalytic step 1 spliceosome.